This is a messenger RNA of Tetrahymena thermophila SB210, 537 nucleotides long. RefSeq names its product EF hand protein. Gene Ontology annotation, molecular function: calcium ion binding. The record is from RefSeq and is a predicted model, not a curated record. NCBI's taxonomy places the organism in Eukaryota, Ciliophora, Oligohymenophorea, Hymenostomatida, Tetrahymenidae. The transcript has a single exon.
AUGUCCAGAAUAGUUAGCUUAUAGGAAAAAAUUGAAAGAUAAUAUAUGGAGCUCUAGCUUGAUGAAAAAGAAGAAAGAGAGCUUUCAGAAUGUUUUGCCUUGUUCGCUGACAGCAACACAAAUUUGAUUAAUCCUCGUGAAAUUAAAAAGGCUUUAGAGACUUUAGGUUUAGAUGAGAGAAACAAGUAUGUCAAAGUUAUGCUUAAUGAUCUUGUGAAGCUUUGUGAUGAUAAAAAAAUUGAUUAACUUAACUAUAAAGAAUUUGUUGUGACUGUUACAGAUAAGCUUGGUGAUAUAAAAACAGAAAAAGGUCAAAAGAAAUUAUUUGAUCUGUAUGAUAAAAAUGGAGAUGGUUUUAUAGAUUGUGAUGAGAUAGAAGAAAUUGCAAAUGAAUUAUGUGAAAAUAUGACAUAAGAGGAUAUAUAAACUAUGAUACAUCAUGUUCAUGUGUUAAACAAGACUUCAAGUAUGGAAGGCUUUACAUUAGAAGAAUUUAAAUAAAUCAUAGCCUCUGCCAAUAAUAGAGAUGGAAGAUGA